This is a messenger RNA of Motacilla alba alba, 12678 nucleotides long. It is a transcript of the gene SLC9A9, whose product is annotated as solute carrier family 9 member A9. Gene Ontology annotation, biological process: regulation of pH; sodium ion transport; proton transmembrane transport. Gene Ontology annotation, cellular component: recycling endosome; membrane. The transcript is spliced from 16 exons. NCBI's taxonomy places the organism in Eukaryota, Metazoa, Chordata, Aves, Passeriformes, Motacillidae. The record is from RefSeq and is a predicted model, not a curated record. Gene Ontology annotation, molecular function: sodium:proton antiporter activity. Bases 372 to 2300 code for a protein of 642 amino acids.
AUUCAGAUUGGGCUGUAAACUACAGGAAGAAAACAUGAUGAACACACGCUGAGUUUUACAACAGAAUUUUAGAAAUGGAGAGUCUGAGCCUUGGAGGCAAUUUGUGCAUCCCCAGCCAGAGCAAGCGCAGUCCAGCGACACAAUCGCACCAUUAAAAAUGAGACAGGGCAGCUUUAAGAGAGAAACAGGAAGCUGUAACUAGAAUCCAGCUGAAUUCUGAGCUGGGGCACUUUACCAUGAGGCUGCAAAUGAAACAGAUGUGCUUGCUGUGAAUUUCUGUAGUGUCUGGAGUUUUUGUACUAAAGGUGACAACACUUUCCUUCCUCUUUUCUUUCUUUUAUUUUUCACAAACUUUCUAUAAAAGGAAUGAAAUGGAGAAGUUGAAGAAGUAUGUGUCAGUGGAAGAUGAAGAUCACUUUUAUCAUCAGGGAGCUGUGGAGCUGCUAAUCUUUAACUUUCUACUCAUUCUUACAAUAUUAACAAUUUGGUUGUUUAAAAACCAUCGAUUCCGCUUUCUGCAUGAAACUGGAGGAGCUAUGCUUUAUGGCCUUGUAAUGGGAUUAAUUAUACGAUAUGUGACAAAAUCACCAGAUGUUGAAAGUGGGACUGUUUAUGAAUGUGAAAAACUGAAAUCUGGGCCAACCACUCUGCUUAUUAAUAUAACUAAUCAGGUCUACGAAUAUCAAUACAAAAGAGAGAUCAGCCAGCACAAUGUCAAUGGUCACCAGGGCAACACAAUGCUUCAAAAGCAGAUGACCUUUGAUCCUUCCAUCUUCUUCAACAUUUUGCUGCCACCCAUUAUAUUUCAUGCUGGAUAUAGUUUGAAGAAGAGACAUUUUUUCCGUAACUUAGGAUCAAUUUUAACCUACGCCUUUUUGGGAACUGCCAUCUCCUGCAUUGUCAUAGGGUUGAUAAUGUAUGGCUUUGUGAAGGCCAUGGUACACAUUGGCCAGUUAAAGCAAUGGGAAUUCCACUUCACUGACUGUUUAUUUUUUGGAUCGCUGAUGUCUGCCACAGAUCCAGUGACAGUCCUUGCUAUUUUCCAUGAGCUGAAUGUGGAUACAGAUUUAUACACACUCCUGUUUGGAGAGAGUGUCCUAAAUGAUGCUGUGGCUAUCGUGCUGACACACUCUAUAUCCAUUUACAGUCCUAAGGAGAAUCCUAAUGCUUUUGAUGCUGCUGCUUUCUUCCAGUCAGUGGGAAAUUUUCUGGGGAUCUUUGCUGGAUCAUUUGCCAUGGGAUCCUCUUAUGCUGUUGUCACAGCUUUAUUGACCAAAUUCACAAAGCUGUGUGAGUUUCCUAUGUUGGAGACAGGUCUGUUUUUCCUCCUAUCCUGGAGUGCCUUCUUAUCAGCAGAAGCCGCUGGGCUCACAGGUAUUGUUGCUGUCCUUUUCUGUGGAGUCACACAGGCCCAUUACACCUACAACAAUCUGUCAGCAGAUUCCAAAAUGAGAACUAAACAGUUGUUCGAGUUCAUGAAUUUUUUGGCUGAGAAUGUCAUCUUCUGUUACAUGGGACUCGCGCUAUUUACAUUUCAAAAUCACAUCUUCAAUCCCCUUUUCAUAUUUGGUGCUCUUGUGGCAGUUUUUGUAGCAAGAGCUUCCAACAUAUACCCACUUUCUUUCCUUUUGAAUUUGGGUCGAAAACAAAAGAUUCCCAGGACCUUUCAGCACAUGAUGAUGUUUUCAGGUUUGCGAGGCGCAGUUGCAUUUGCGUUGGCCAUUCGGGACACGGACUCCCAGCCCAAGCAGAUGAUGUUCACCACAGCCCUGCUGAUGGUGUUCUUCACAGUCUGGGUGUUUGGUGGGGGCACCACACCCAUGCUCACCUGGCUGCAGAUCAGAGUUGGCGUAGAUCCAGAUGAAGAUCUGAAAACUAGAGCUGCGAGCCAGAGUGCACCUAACAUGGAUAAAAAUACAACCAAAGCUGAGAGUGCGUGGCUGUUCAGAAUAUGGUAUGGCUUUGACCACAAAUAUCUAAAGCCUCUCCUAACCCACACUGGGCCACCUCUCACAUCAACAUUGCCUGAAUGGUGCAACCCUGUGGCCAGGCUUCUGACCAGCCCCAGGGCAUAUGGGGACCAGCUGAAGGAUGGCGACACAGUUUAUAUCAUCAAUAAUGAUGAAUUGACUGAAAAUUAUGAAUCAUCUGCUCACAUAGCAGUGCCAGCACAGGACAGCACAGCCUCCACCCAGGCUACAGGCAAGGAAGAUAUUCAGGAAGGAGACCUAGGAUUAGGAGGAUACAAACUCCAGCUUCAACACAGUGCAGGUCAACCCCAGAAGAAUUCAUUGGCAUGAGCAGUGUACUGUUAAUCACAAGAAAGAAGAUGAAAACAAUGAAACAAAAGAUCCUGUUAUGUAAACAAGAGGUCAGGAAAAAAAUUUACUAAGCGCAAAAAUCAAAGAAAAUUUAGAUUUCAGCAACUAACUGUCUGCUCCUCCCAGGAGUUUGCUAUCAUAUCCAUAUAUCUACAACCAUAUGCAGGUUUUAUGACUGUAGCAGGUUUUAGGAUAAAGGCACAGGGCAGUACCAGCCCACUGUAAAUCUAUUGCAGUAAUGUUUUGUCUCAGCACUUGGCUGUACUGUGCCACUCGCAUGUACACAGGCCUUUGAAUAUUCCUUGGAGUCUUCAGUGAGCUGAAACGGAGAGAAAUAGCUUUCUAACAUUCAUGCUCACAGGAUGACAGCUCUUUUCUACAGCUGGUCCUGGCAAGAUCCACACAUAACUACUCAGCAGCUAUUACAUUUAUAAAGAAAAAGCAGAAGAUUCCUUGUCCAAGGAGUGUGUGAUCUGAAAAUGCUUAAAACAUGCUUUGCAGCACCUCAGUCUUCAUAGAUAAAGCCUCAUGCCCACGGUAUAGACUUGUCCUGACAUCCAGCCAAAGAUCUGCUUUCUAAAUGCACCUUAUAGCCUGGCCCACAGAGGAUUUCACUAGGCUGCUACAAACUGAACACUGAUAGUAGGAGACAUCGAGGUGUAUGAAAUCAGCAACAAACACUGAACGGGCACAACCACUGCUUAAAACCAGUAGUUAUUCCAAAAGGCAUUUUUCCAUACAGCCUGGCAACACACAAAGUUUAAAUGGGGGAAAAGGUUUUUUUGUUUUGAAAGAUAAUUCUAAACAUAUACUUUAAGAACUCAAAUGUUUCUCUUUUCUACUGUUUAAGAAGAGUUGUUUCUAAUCAAAUAUUUCUGCAAAACAAUUAUACCCUUCAGACUGCCUGCUCAAAGGAUAAAUUUGUCUGUCUCUCUUCUUAUGCUGGGCACUCAAUGUUGCACUAGAAAUGAGGACUGUAGUGGUUAGAAAUGAAAGGGAGAUGGGGAAAAAGCCACACACCACACAAGAGAGAGGUAUCAAAGUGUUCAUUGUUCUGCAUAAAGACAAUAAAUGGAUAACCAACUGCUCAGCCAUACGUACAAGCCGGUUGUCAAAUACUGUGAAGCAUUACUACAGAUAGCUUUGGCACACAGCAGAGCUAAGCAGCGCAAAAACAGGGGCAGAGCCAGGCUUCUGUUGUUAGAGCAUGUGCCUUUCCUCACAGCAGAAGUUUCAACUAACUAUGCAUGAUGAUGCUCCUACUGAGAAAGUCAAAGCAUCAAGAGUUUUUAAGGGAGAUCAUCCUUAGUAUACAAAGAUAACAGACAAGAAGAAAGUCAUUAUUUAGAAGAACUAAAAAAUCAAACUGUCUCUAUUAAUAGUCCUAAAAAUGAAUAGGUCUUAAUUUCACCACAAAUAAAACCUAAAAUACAAAUAUAAUCAACUUUUAGUCAUUCUUUUCCAGUGUAAUUAGUUUCUGGCUUUAUGUGACUCUAGAACAACCAUUUUAAGCAUAAAUUGGAACACGGUGGAGUUGUAUGUACUGUUACAAAAAAUCAAAAGCUUAAACUGGCAUUUCAUUUUUUCCUAAACUCUAAUCAAGGAUCUUCAAAGGGCCUUAAUCCCCACGUGGUUUAAAACAAAUAAUAUUCAGGCAUGAAAAGUUCUUAGAAGAACUACUGAAUUUCCAACUCUGUGCUUUGCUUUGUUUAGCUACAUGGGCUGGGAAAAGACAUGCAAGCAGCUUGCAGGAAGGGAUGGAGAAUGGGUAAGGAGGGAAGGUUUUGUGACCAAGUACUGGGAAACAGCAGAGAACAGAGGAAGUUCUGAGAAGCAGGCAGACACUGGAGUGAGGUGAAAAUGUGGCAACUCAGCAAGAAGCUCUUGGGGUAGGUGCUAACACUGCCCUGACUUCAGUAGCCAGUUUCUGGUUUCAGCCUCUGGAAGUCCUGAGGGCAUGUCACCAGGCUUACCAAGUUUCUUGGGAAGCAUGGAUCCCAGUCCUUAGGUUAUACUGGAAAUCAAUAAAAUGCUGUAGCGUAACAAAGAUGCAAAGCUGUUGUUCACAACUGUGACAUGAACUGGAAAUGACAAGCUCUUCAAUAGUUUUGCUCUUAGAUUCUACUCUGAAAUGCAUCCUGCAGCAUACUUACAUACAGUAAGUCCUGCAGGGGCUUACUGAUUGAUUGAUUUAUUGUGACUAUGUCCAGGUUUCUCACGUUUGUACAACGAUAAAUGGAGAGCUCUGGGGUCUGAAACUAUUGAUAAAAAAAGGUCUGCAACAAGUAGUUUUCCCACUGUUCUAGCCCUAUGCCUUCGAGGGCUAUUUUACUUGGUAGAGAAAGUCAUCCCUUAUGACAAACAAGUCAUACUUCACAUUUCACAGGUUGGAUUUUUAUGCUAAGACUACCAAAGAGGCCGAGUCAGUGGUCCCAGCAGGAAGGGUAUUUAUCAUCUGGGAUCAUGCUCAGCAACCAAAGUAUCAUUGGCUUUUAGGAAAAUUAGCAAUAUGAGCUGCAAGCAAACCUGAAGCUUCUGCUAAAUGGCAAUAAGAGUCUCAAUUGUCCAUUACACUCACCAUUUCCCUGUUUUAAGAUACUCUUUUCAUGAUGCACAGCUCAAGAGAGUUACAACAUUAGAAUAAAUGACAUAUUUGUAGUCAAGAAAAAAUUACUAACAACUAGUAAUUCUGUAUGACUGUUUAAACAAAGUAAUGAAUGUUAAGAGAGGUCUUUAAUGUAAUUUACAGUUUAUACACUGGAGACUUAAACUACUCAAUAUCACAGAGUGUUUGACUGAAUGUGCAAGUCACUCAUUACAAAUGUGAAGCUAUUCCUUCUAUCUGACUUAAUCUAAUAAAACACUGCUUUGAAAAUGAAAUGUAAUAUAUAUUGUCAAAAGUGUAGUGACUGCAUAUUCAGAAUGAAGGCCAAAAUGUGAGGCAAGGUGGAAAUCUGGAAUACUGCUAAACCUUUCAGGUUUCAAAAGUAAUAACUAGCAUUUUAUACAGAACUAUGAAGAGCAUUUUGCUAAGUUUGAAAGCAGUGGAAAAAAUCCUGGCUACACAGCAGUGCCAGUCCAAAAAGACACUCUACUGAAAAUAUCAGAUCAUUAUGAUAACUUUCACAGAGAGGUGCAAUAUUUGGUAACCUCACUGAAAACAGGGGCCAUUGGAAGUGAACACUUAUGUUCCUGUGUUAAAAGCUUAAACUUUUCAAUAGUAAUGACAAAGGCUAUCUCCAAACUGAUGAACCCUGUGUAUAACUUCAGCCAGAAAACUAAUUGCCUUGAAGCCCUGAGAGCAGCUCACACCUUUUUCACCAAGCAACUUAUUCAAGUGCCUUGUUGAGCUGGUCUCUGUCCUUUCUUCCUCUGUAUUUUGCUAUCAGCCAUCAAGAAAUGUGAGCCCUGUAACAGCCUGAGUGCUGUGUACAUUUGGGUACAACAUAAAUGCAGCAAUAUUCAGAUCUGUAUUUUAGAUGCACUAAAUGUGAGCAUUACACGUGUGCUUUUGAAAGUCUUUGUUUUCACAGAGAUUGAGAAUUCCUAGGAUACAAAUAUUAACAAUAAACUUCAGACAACCAAGACAACAUCCUGAAAGCCAUUGCAGAGAGUGAAAAAUACUACUUCCAACUGAGUAUAUUUUGUGAUUCUAUACUUCUAAAGACAAAAUUGUUUUUCCCCUACUUCCUUCUAGCAAAGUUUUUUUUUCCUUUAUUGACAUAUUAAAGCAAACCAAUUCUGAGCAUUUUAAAUAACUUAAUACAAGGAGCUCAUCUCUGGCAAUAUAAUCCCAACAGACAUGAGUUCUGCUUUGUGAACUGUAAAGGACUCAUCAAAAUUUUAUUUUAGAAACUGUAUUUCAGAACUUGAAAAUUCUCCAGUUGACCCAAAUUUUCUAAGCAAAUAUUAAUUUAACCCACAGCCUUGGUCCCAUAACCCAUCAGUUUUCAGAUCAUGAUACCUCAUCCUUCCUUGGGCUCAGCAAUUCGUUUUUGUGGUAGAGAUUACUGUUCAGGAGAGUCAGACAAAAUAUGUUUCCUUGAAUACUGGCUUAUUGGUGUUUUGGAGUUUUUGCUCUCGGUAACCUGUACAUUUUUUACAUCAUGAUCACAUAGUAGAGGGCAAGCUUCUGAACAAUACAAAAGAAAACUUUGCCCAUAUAGUGAUUAUCUCUCCCUUUAUUCAUACCUUUUAAGUGAUUAAAAGAAUAAGACAGACGAGUGCAGUGAUGGGCAUCAGGUGAAUAUCCCCUUCAACAGCCUCGUGGUGCGAGUCACACUUCCAGUCUGAAACUGCCUACUGAACCACCUGGCACAUCUUUAAAAAUGCAAAACUAUUUCAGUCAGCCCCACGGUGCCAAUCUAUGGCCCAGGUUUAUUUUUCCUCUGUGAAAAAGGCACUUUUCUGUAGUUACCCCAAGGUGUGUCAGGUGUCCAUCGCCAGCUUUGGCUCUGCAUGGGCCCAGCAGUGCUAGAAAAGCUACUAGCCAAGACCAUCUCAUACUUCCACGGAAUUCCACAGGAAAAACCCACAGGCUUCAUAUUUCCAGUUAGGAAACUGGGAUUCCAAUCCUGCCAGCUUUCCCACUGUAAACAAGCACACUGGCUUCCUCCCACACCAGCCCCCCUGGCUCUGGGCAGUGCUCCUUCCACACACCAGGGGAGGCAGCAAGGGCUGCACGACGUGCAACAGGAAUAAUUCUGCUUACAAAUAAACCCUUUUUGCCCCCACCAGUGUCAGAGUAGAAGCUACAUUUUCCCCAACUAAUUCAGUGUUACUGGUCAACGUUAUUACCCUACAAAUAUCAUAUCUGAGAUAUGGAAGAACAAAUAUUGUUUCAGGCCUCAGAGGCUCCCAAAUCUGAGCACAUCAAAUUAACAUCAUCCUUCUGAGAACCCAGCAGAGCUUGAAAUUCUAGUGCAGGAAGCAGUAGAGAAUAUCCAGGAGCGUUUUCCAGCUACUGUUCUACAUCAUUAUUUACCACAAAGCUGUCUGCUUCUGGUGUGCUACAGCAAAAGCAGAUGGACAUAAAAAAAGUAUGGGUACUUUACUGGAUAAGGACAUGAGACUAGAUGGAGCCUUGCACCCAACAAGCUGAACACUGAAAGAAAGAAUCUUAUGUCAUGAUAUUUGAUAUCAUGUAAGUCUAGGACAAGUUAUAUAUAAGUGAAUUGAAAGAGGAUAAUAUCCCAUAAGCAUAAUGGGAUUUCUCAUACCAGAGGUAAAGUAACUUUAGAAUGUAUGUCUGACUGGAAAUGAAAAUAUAUAAGAGAAAACGACACGAAUAAAUGAAUGAUGAAGGAAGGAAAGGGGGAGCAAGGCUGGAAAGAAUCAGUGUCAAGGAGAUUCAAAUUGAAAAAGAUCAGAAAGAUAUUCAUAGCAAUUCUAGUCUAAAACCCAAAUUAAGCAGUGUGAGAAACUAAGGAUUAUCUCAAAGAACACCCCUAAAAACUUUACUGAGCCAUAUAUAGCCCUGACACUAGUGUACUACAAAGCUUAGGUAUUCCACAGACUUAAAGCAGGAACAGCUACCAGCUGAAAAUUUACCCGUUUUAAAGAAAAUUAAGUAAAAGGACCAAAGCUGAAAGGCCAAUCCUCCAACAACACUGUUGGAAAGCAAUAUAAACAACACAAGCCUUAUAUUUGCAGAGGGGUGGAAAAAUGACUGAAGAUCUAAGUUCAUCAGUCCUCUUAUUUCAUCUCUCCCUGUUUCACCAGCUAUUCAUUUUCUUCACCCAGUUGUCUCUUACACCUUCUCUGGUUUAUCUUUAAGAUGAAAACUUUACUUUUCCCAUCCCUUGAGCUAACAAAAUUAUGAAGUCCUAUUCUCCCUCUGCAUUAUAUAAAUAGUUCUUCAAAAAGAAACUAAUAUGAUGCAAGAUUGCAUGAACUACAUAACUUCUACUCCAAGUUGUCAUCGUGCUCAAAAUCAGGGGCUCAAACACAUCACAAUAUCCUUUAGGCACUUCUCUACCACUGCAAACGCUAAGAGCAGGAGCUCAUGUAUUUUUGACUAGUGGAACCAAGAGCAGGGAAAACCCUUAAGAAAAGCUGCAGAACCACUCUCAGUGAUGCUGACAGGAGAUUUCCAGUGCCAGGCAGCAACAUCAUAAGAGCAUUCUGUGUGCGUGGUUUUACCUCACAGUGAGGAUGGGCCUUCAGAAGCUUGGGCACACAGGAUUGCACCGGGAGGGGCAGCACCCAGGCGAGAGCACCGGCACACAGCCCAAAUCCAAACCCUCUCUUCACCCUUUGCACAAAUUCCCACAGCCUGGACAGCUCCAGGAGGGACAACUCCCUCACCCAUGGGAGAGCUCACGUUUAACUGCAGCAAACCGAGCAGACAUUUCCAGCUGGCAGUGCAGGGAAUGUGGUGCUGCUCUCUUGCUCUUUCGUGGUCCAGGCACGUUUUCCUGCUGGCACUCAGAGAGUACUGCUGCCACUGCUGAUUAGAGAAGUGACUGGAGCACCUUUUCUGAUGAAAGCUAAUGUGAAGUGGACACUUGAGACAAGUACUCCAGUUUCUGCUGAAUGAACCAUCAGGCCCAUGCAAAAAAAAUAAGAAAACACUGUUCUAUUUCUUAACUGUUUUGUUUACAGCAAGAAUCUGCCCACAACCACCGAGGCCCUGAUAUUUGAAGGCCUAAACACCAGUAAUGGAGAUCUGUUAGGAGCCCUCAAACCCCCUAUAUUUGGCUCAGAAUGAGCAUCCUCCCCCUCUGCAUGAGCUCCCCUAUAUGCCAUCAUCUGUCAGGGUUUCACACUGACCUGGCUCCCAGGAAAACUGCAAUGGUCUUUCCCUGAACUGAGAUGUUCAAGCACUGGAAGAGAAUUUCAGUAAAAUGAUAAAUGGAUGCAGAUUCCCCAAUUCUUAGUGUAGUUCAGAUGCUCUGGGAGGAUAACUGUAAACCACAGUUGCCAAAAAUUAACUGUCACCUAAAAAAACCCACGUACACCUAAGGAGCACUAUUGGCACAUGUUUGUAACCAAAGGCAGGUGUUCCAGCUGAACUGUACAAGGAAAAGGACUCUUAUGGCUAUUUUACAGAAAUCUCCACCUUCUGUACGUACAACUAUAAAAGUAAUUUGUAAUAUUCCUUUCUGUUCAUGCAAUACCCUCAGUGAGCAAGUAGUGACACACUUAGUGUGUACUAAUAAAACUUUGCAAGUGAUGAAUCCUGAAACCUAUUACAGCCCUAAAGUCAGGCUGAAAUUAGCCCAUAGAAGUGCCAAAACACACACUGCUCCCAGCAGAGCCUCCGAGACAAAAAUACAGCAUAAAACACACCUUAUUUUGAUUGGCACAAUAAGCUCCCUAUUCCAGGAAUGAAACUGGUUUUAUCACAGGGUGACUCAGCUUCUGUGUAAGGAAUAAAUUAGCAACUGAAACAGGACUGACCCCCUUCAGGCCAUUGGUGCUGCAUUUGCUUCAAGGUUUUUUUAUUUCCUUUUUCUUUUUUGAAGGCUACCUGAGGUGGACCAGGCUAAGCCUGAGGAGUGAUGACCUCAUCUUUUGUGCAGCCUCGCAGCCAAGGUGGUGUGGAACAGCCUGCAUGAAUUCUCAGCAGAGCCACAAUUCGUGUGAAAGCCCAGUGUGUUGCAGCUUAUUUUCCCUUGGCUGCUCCAGCACAUGCCUUCUGUAUGAUUUGGCCUCGUGCUCAAAACAGCCUUAGUUGAUGGGGAUUUUUUCUGAAACUUCCACACAAAAACGUCUAACUUCAGGACACAAUAGCGCAAGGCUAGAGAAGAGCUUGUUAGCAUGAACCAGUGCCUCAAGUUCCUGCAUUCUUUGUGGUUUUAGCAUCCAGGAUUUAUGCAUGUAGAGAGCCUGGCUGGGACUCAGUUUAUUUAGAAGAGCUUUCACCAUCUGUUCUUCCAAAUCCUGAAAACAUGAAGAAAAUACACUUCACAAGCAGCUACAAACACAGAUGAGCUCGGCAGUUUAUACUGGAAUAUACUGCAUACAGGGAAAAUAAUUCAUAACAUCCCUGAGGUUUCUCCUUCCAGCAUAAAUUGAGGGUUGAAGCUCUAAUGCUUCCACUUUUUGCCACAGUGAAAGAAUUCUCUGGUUUACAUUAAUUCACCAUCACACAUCUUCAUACUAUGAAGUAGAGACCCAAACUCUUUGAAACUAAGAUGACUUAAAAGAUUUUCUAAUUAAACUGGCCAAUUUCACUAAUACAUUACCUGUCAUCAUACAGUUCUUAGCAAGUUUUUGUUAUCUAGAAAUUAAAAUCUCUGAAUAAUUAGCAAGCUAAAUUACAACUACAACAUUUUUAAAUGCCUUCAAACCACAGUCCAGUGAAGGAAAUCCACGAAUAUCUACUUUCCUUAAAGUACAGCUUCCAGCCCUUAUCCCUGACUUCUCAACCUAUUUCCACCUACUUGACAAAUGAUGCCUCAGCAAACUCUGCCCCAGUUUUCCAGGCAUUAUAGGUAUCAGUUGCCUCACUGCUGGGGAUGAGGCAUUGGAGCUUCCCUAAGCAGACCUCUGUGAAGGACCCUCAAAGGAUGCUCCAUAAGCUCCCAAGGAAGCAGAAGCCUGUCCUCACCUGCAUGGACAGCAGCUAUUCCAGGCAGACAAGAAAUACACCCUUGCCACCUUCCUCCUGCAGGGACUCAUAUUUCCACACUUGACUCCCAGGUGAACUGGUUUGACAAGAAGCCACCACCCCUGAAGGCCGGAGAAACAAAUCCCUCAUUCCCAGCACUUAUCCUCAGUGUCUGCUGCCACAGUGUUAUGCUGAUGCUUCCCUGAAGAUGGCAAGCUGUCCUCCUUCACGGGCCUGCUUCUCCUGCCUGUCAUCUUUAGAAGGGGCAGCUCUGCCUCGAGAGCCAUGAAAAGAGCAGUGUAGGAAGGGAAGGGUCAGCACGCAGCAUCCCUUUGAAGGCAGCCAUAAACCCUCCUGCCCUCAGAAUCAGCAAUGUCCUUUUUCGUCCCCCUCUGUAGAUAGCAUGUCCUCUCUUGUCUCAGCAGUGCAGAAAACUGGCAAAGCCAGCGCAAGAGCUGACAGGACAAAGUCAGAGAAGCCUGGUGUUGGCAUUCAUUGAUGGUUCGUUUUCUACACUUAUUUCUUCUUGGACAAUCACACCUUUGCUGUUCCACUGCAGUGCUGACAAUAGGUUAUGGAAUUCAGAGUGAUUCAGGCAUAGUUAAAUUAUCUCUUGUUUUUGCAAGGCAUGUAAUGUAGAACUAGCCAAAAAUAUCACUCAGAUGUUCUGCAACAAAAAAGCACCUUUGCAUCAAAAUCAAAGACUGUACAGUAUUGUCCUGAUUUCAUUAAGUGUUCCAUGGAACAGAAGUCUAACAUUAAUCAUUUUGAUUGCUUUGGUUAAAAUUUUUAUUUAAAAUUUAUUAUUAAUUUUAUGCAUUAAAAAUUAAUAUAGAGUGAUGUUAUUUGCCCAUAUACUAUACCCAAAUUCACAAGCAAGUCUUAAAAUAAUUCAGUUACAAAACAAUAAUGGUUAAUGUCCUCAUAAGAAAUCUCAGGCUUUUAUUCUGGUACAGAAGGGGAGGAAAUAUUUCAGAUAGAAGAAAUUUCUGCCCCCCCUAGGAUUAACCAUCAUAAAAACACCAACAUGUCUCUUUGAACCUUAGCUAACAGUGGUCUUAGGCUGCUUCCAGCCGAACUACUACAGCCCACAGCCCCUCUGGGGAUGCAGGACAAACACAGGGCCUCCCAGAUAAGAAACAGAAGUAUCUCUCUGCUCCAGCCAGUGACAGGAUAGCAAAGAAUGUCAUUUAUCACAUAAACUCCAGCCCUCUCAAACCAGCUCACUUCCUGUCUUUCCUGGCUCCCCGUCGGCUUCACCCAAAUAAACUGCAUCCCACAGCAAUCAUCUUUUUCCAUGACAAGCCCUCAAAACCCCCAGAGGUUUAAAUGGGAACAUGAUGACAAAGCCAGGAAACUCACACUAGUUAGAGGAAGGACAACUGCCUAUUAAUACGAUCACGAGCAAAAGCAUCUGUCAAACUCUUUUUUUAACAAUCUUCAUUUCAGGCUUAACUCCAGUUUAUGAAUACAUAAAAGAGAAAUUUCUUGCAUAAAUUAUUCACUAUGAAUUAAACACCCAGCUGCACAUAGCUGACAGAUUUCUAUUAAAAAAUAAAAUAAGUCAUUUAUAUAAGCUGUCCAUUUGGCAAACAUUCAUUUUAUCCUCUUACAGGGAAAAAAGAUAUUUUCAAGUGUCUCAAAUCUUUACGUCAAAAGGAACCAUAUACAAUAGGAAUCAUAUAUUUGGGAGAACUUGGCACAUUCUCUGGGUUUCCAAAGCUGGGGUUUAAGAGUUAUUUUGGUGUGGUGUUUUUUUAAGAAAAGCUCUGGGGAAAAAAAGAAUGUAUCUAAUAAAGUUUA